This is a messenger RNA of Pelodiscus sinensis (Chinese soft-shelled turtle), 4058 nucleotides long. Lineage: Eukaryota; Metazoa; Chordata; Testudines; Trionychidae. The record is from RefSeq and is a predicted model, not a curated record.
CUCUGAAAUAGAUAACAAUAGUUGUGUAGAUGUUAUGGCACAGGCCAGCCACCCAAUGCCGGGACGAUGAUCCCACCAGGGGAAUGUCUGUAUGCUGGGAGGAAAAGGAGGAAACCCAUUCAGAAACAAAGGCCUGCCAUUGGGAAUGAAAAGUCUAAUCCUUCAAAGAGGCAUAGAGACCGUCUGAAUGCUGAAUUAGAUCAUCUGGCCAGCCUCCUUCCUUUCCCACCUGACAUAAUAUCUAAGUUGGACAAACUUUCUGUCUUGCGUCUUAGUGUCAGCUAUCUCCGAGUCAAAAGCUUCUUUCAAGCCAUCCAAGAAAAACAUUGUAGGAAGCAAGUUGGUCACACAAUAAAAGACUACCAAUCCAGUGAAACUACUAUACCAGAAGGUGGACUCCUGCUAGAAUCACUAAAUGGCUUUGCAUUGGUGGUGAAUGCAGAUGGAAUGAUAUUUUAUGCUUCCUCAACUAUUGCGGAUUAUCUAGGCUUUCAUCAGACUGAUGUAAUGCAUCAAAAUAUAUAUGAUUAUAUUCAUGUGGAUGAUCGCCAAGAUUUCUGUAGACAACUACACUGGGCCAUGAAUCCCCCACAACUGAUGUCUGGACAGCAACCGCAGACUGAAACAGGAGAAGAAUAUAUUCUUAGUAAGUUGUUUAAGGCACAAGAGGGUGACAGCAUGUCAACAGAUUAUUCUUCUUUUUUAACUCGUUGUUUCAUCUGCCGAGUUCGCUGCCUUUUGGACAGUACUUCUGGUUUCCUUACAAUGCAGUUUCAAGGUAAACUGAAGUUUCUCUUUGGACAAAAGAAGAAAUCCUCCUCAGGAACACUAGUACCACCUCAGUUGUCCUUAUUCUGCAUAGUGGCCCCGCUCAUGCUCCCUUCUGUGACAGAACUGAAGAUGAAAAGUCUGCUUGUAAAAGCAAAGCACCGAGCUGAUGAGGAAGCCACAAUGGAUACAAAUUCAAAAUCCAUUUCAGGCCUAUGUGAAACAGAAUUACAAGGAAGAACCAGUUACCAUGAGGGUGCAGCUUUCUCUAAUGUGUUACAAAGUGCUGAAAACCAGGCCAAAGCAAACAAUGGAGAAAAUGGCAUUUCUUUAUUUAAAGUACUAACAAAUGAAGAUCACUGGGUCUGGCUACAAACCAAUACUCAAGUUCUGUACAGGACUGGCUGUUCAGAAUAUGUCAUUGCCUCACAGCAAGCUCUAAAGGAGGAAGAUGUGCACCUGAAGGUACCAAAGAACAUCACAAGUUUGAAAGGACACAAGGACGCACUUACCUAUAACUGUGCCAUUGAAACUUUGGGACAGAUGAAGCAUCUUAACUGGACAAGUGUAAAAAAUGCACAAGACAGCAUAAAAGUGAAGUUUGAACCUAAUACAAAUGAAAAGUGUUUCAUGCAAGAGGGAUCUCUGAAUUCUAACACAUUACUUUUAGGUGUCCAAAACAACUGCAACACGAACAGCAUUUGGACUUUAAAAAAUUCAUCAAAUUCUUGUUCUGUAAAUCAACGUAUCAAUACAUGUCCAAGCAGAAAAAUUGGACCAUUCUGUAACAGAGAUCAAAAUCUUUUAAAUUUAGCAUCAAACUUUCCUUCCCAUUGGGGUACUACAGAAAACUGCCAGUCUUAUUCAGGCUUGCAGCAAUUUACUGGAGAAAACUACACUACAGAUCCUGUCAAAUUACAACGUCCGGUGCUGUAUCCAGAAACUUUGUACGACACAGUAUUUCCUCUAGAUAUGCCCAUCAAAACUGAGUAUGAUUCUGACUCUGAAAAUGUAGCUGAUAGCUACACAAUGUCACAAAGUCGAGUCUGGGUGGAUGAGAAUGGUACGGUGAAAAAGCAGCUGACUGGCUACCCUAAUACAAUGCACCUUAAAACAGAAUCUGACCACAAUGAGCAGUUGUCUCCUUGUCAAAAGCCAAAGAACUGUGUUUACACACCGCACAAUUGGCAAUGCAUUGUAACAAAUCAUGCCAACAAUAUGAAUAUAAACAGAUCAUGUAGAGGGUUACAUAAUAAAGAGAUGGCACAGGUUUGCCCCCAGAACUCUGCAUAUUUGGAAAGCAUCCAUGACUUUCAGCGUACUGAAUUCUACAAUCAGUUCUAUAGCGCCAAUUUGGUAGACGAGAAAGUGCAAAAUAACCAGUUUUUAAAGAUGCAAUGUGAGUUUAAAAAUCCCUCCUUGGUUCACACAAUCAAGCGUGAACCCUUGGAUUCUCCACCAUUGUCUGAUAAUGGGCAGGAUGGACUAGAGAUGAUCUUCCCUGAUAAUGCACCUGGUCCUGUGCCUCAGGAAACAACGGAAUGUACAUUUUUACAAUAGAUUUUGUAGUAUCUGGAAUAUUUAUGAGAUUGAAAAACAAGCAGUUUUAUUUUAUCUUCCUGUUGGACUACAUGAAUAAUUACAAUUAAAAACCAAAGGGAAAAGAUUUAAAAAAAUAUGAUUCUCUCUAGUGAUCUUUGGAUAUGGAGCAAAGUAAAACCACAGAUACCAUGGCACAGUGCUAAUUUCAGGUCUAGCUUCCCCUCUUAUCUGUUGUAUAUAACUAUAUCUUCCUUUUGCCUUUCUUCUAUUGUUUAUGGCAUGAUGUGAAGUCAAUGGCAAAACUCCUAUUGACGUCACUGAGACUAAUCCUUUUAUCCUGUUAAUCUAAUGUCUUUAUUUUUAUUUUCUCCAGUAAAAGGGACCAGCACUGCCUUAUCCACAUAUUAAUUUAAUCAGCUUCAGGCAAGGGCUUCUCGAAUCAUAACUGCUUAAUUUAAAGGAAGACCACUGUAGUGAAAGACUCAAGGACCACAGUCCUGACAAAGAGAAGGCCAAGGGGCAAGCUGAUCACAAUCUCUAAGUACCCACAUGGGCAACACGUAUUUAAUAAUGAGCUCUUUAGUCUAACAGACACAGAUAUAAUGUGAUCCAAUGGCCAGAAGUCAAAGGUAGACAAAUACAGAGUGGAAAUAAGGCAUACAUUUUUAAACAGCGAGAUUAAUUGACCAUUGGAACUAUUUUUGAGGAGUCCUAGUGAAUUCUCCAUAACGGGUCAUUUAAAAUCAAGUUUGGGUGGUUUUUAGAAAAGCUCUGCUCUCGGAAUUAUUCUGGGGGAAGUUAUAUGAUGCAUGUUAUAAAGGAAGUCAGACUAGAGGAUCACAGUAGUUCCUUGAAAUCCAUGAACAUGUUAACUCAAAAUCCGGUCACCUUUGAAAAAACAAACUACAGUUAUUUUUAGUUACUAUAUCUCUGCCUUAGUUGCCCUGCCAUUUUUUGUUAUGUUUUAACAAUCACAUUUCUUAUGUAAAAAAUAUUAAUCUCUCCCCUCUUGCUGUUUGAAAGAGCCACAUAUAAAACAGGAAUAAAUGACUAAUUAUCCAUUUAUACAGAUAGUGACACGCAAAGUGUUGUUAAAUGUAUACACUCACAAAAAUCAUGUUACUUGUCACAUUAAUAGGAAAAAAACCCAAAUAAAUGUUUUUAAUGUGAUGAUGUCCCUUCAAUUGUUCAUGACACCAUCCUCUGACUGCAUGACUCGUGCUGGUCUUCAGUAAUUAUGGGAACAAUUUUUCAAAAGCAUCUAAUAUCUGCAGUAUGAUAAAAGAUCUGCUGGCCUAGAUCAGCUGACCUUGAGCUUGUGGAACUUGGGCUGCAGAGCUGUAAAACUGUAGUGUAGAUGUUCAGGCACAUAUUGUAACUUGGGCUCUGAGACCAUGCAAGAGAGGUAGGUUCCAGAACCCAGGCUCUCACCCAAGGCCAAACAUCUACACUAAAAUUCUUUACCCUGCAACUCAAGUCCUGCAAGUCUGAGGCUGCUGAGCCGGUCUCUGCCACGAGUAUUUUAUUGCAGUGUACACAUGCCCUAAGUCGCUUAGGAUAUGUCUACAUUACAGAGAAGAUUGAAGCUGCCGCUGUCAGUCUUCCAGCGUUCAAAUGAGCAGGUCUAGUGAAGACACACUAAUUUGAACUGAAAGGGACGCUCCCGUCGAUGCCGUGAGUUCUGUUUCCAUGAGGAGUAAGGGAAGUCGAAUGGAAAGUGUGCUCCCUUCAAUUUCCUGCAAUAUGAA